AUGUCGGACUCAAAUCGUGGUCGUGGCCGAGGCCGCGGUGACGGAGGCUUCCGUGGUGAUCGUGGCGGUAAUCGUGGUCGAGGAGGUGGUGACCGUGGAGGUGACCGUGGUCGAGGAGGUAGCUCCUCCCGUGGCGACCGAGGUGGCUUCCGUGGUGAUCGUGGUGGUGGUUUUCGUGGCGAUCGAGGCGGCCGAGGCGGUGGUGGAUUCCGGGGCGGCCGAGGCGGAUUUCAAGACGCAGGCCCAUCAGUCUACAAGCCAGCAGGUGGUGUCCCGGUCCCGGACAAAUCCGUCACAGCACUGGAAGACAAAUGGGCUCAGAGCGCGAAUAGUAUUAGCAUUACUGAGCUCACAGAGCGAGCGGGAAAGCUGGGCAUCACCUCUUCAACGCUUGACGCGACACAGGCUACGGCCAUUCUUCCGCAGCGGCCUGCAUACGGCACGACUGGCACACCAGUGAUUCUUUGGGCAAACUACUUUAGCAUGACCGUCAAGUCGCAAACUCUUUUUAAAUACGCCUUAAAGGUCAAACGGUCCGGAUCUGACGAAGAUAUUGUCGGCAAGUUGCUGCGAGUUAUCGUUCGCAAGGCCCUGGACCAAGUUGCGGUCCAGAAUCCGAAAAACAAGAUCGUAUCCGAGUUUAAAGCCAAGGUUGUGUCGCAGGGAAAACUCACUCUUCCACCCGGCGGCGGUCCUGUAUUGGUCGAGCAUACAGGCAGAAAACGAGCUGAGGAGUACCAAGUCACAUUCAGUCCACCCGAGGACAUCGACGUGGCCAAACUAGUCGAGUGGCUGAAAACCAUGAACGACAGGUUGGACGAUAUUGUACCGACUUUUCCCAAAUUCGCGUCUACUAUUGAUGCCAUCGGUAUCAUCAUGGGCCAUUACGCUCGCACUUCGAACGGGGUGGUGCCCCUUGGUGCCUCAAGCGCGAGGUUCUUCCCUUCGGAGGCUAAUAGACUAAGGGAGUUUGCUCAACUGUCGGCAAUGAAGAACCUUGUGCGGGGUUAUUUCUCGAGUGCCCGCCCGGCCACUGGGCGUCUCCUUUUGAACGUCAACGUUACACAUGCAGUCUUCCAGCGCUCCGGAAAUGCCAUGGAACUGAUCAAGGCGCUCUUGAACGAGUGCCGAGUUAGGGAUCUCAGGUCUCCUGCUCUCCGAGCGGCAUCAAGGAAGAUUGCCAAGUUGAAGAUCGAAGUAACCCUAUUCGAUGCGAAAGGAAAGGAGUGCGGAGUCUCAGAACGGUCGAUUUUGGAGCUAUCUCGGACGACUGCCAGUACUACCAUGUUCAAACUCGAGAAGCCUAAGGAUGCUCCCGCAGAGACAUGGGCAGAUGGCUCGGCGAUCCAGUACGGUGGCAACAUCAGUGUUGCGGAAUACUACCGCAAAAAGUUCAAGCAGACGGUGGAUGAUCGUUUACCGCUAAUUGUCACCGGGGGCCGCAAACGGAAGCUUUAUUUCCCCUCCGAAUUCUGCCGCAUCCUACCUGACCAGUGUAGCAAUGGCAAGCUCUCAGCUGGCGAAGCUUCUGCCAUGAUCAAUUUUGCGUGCCGACCUCCAGCACGAAAUGCGGAAUCGAUAGUCAAGGUUGGCGCCGAGACCCUCGGAAUCUCAGGGGCUGUCAACGAGAUUCUGAAAGCCUUUGGAAUCACUGUCGACGCCAACUUGAUCACGGUUCAAGGCCGGGUUUUAACAGCUCCUACGCUUGCGUAUCUUAAUAAGACCAACAAAAGCCAAACUGUUACCGUUCGAGAUGGAUCCUGGAAUCUGCGUGACCUCAAGGUCGUUAAAGGGGGUACAGUUACUUCCUGGGGCUGUCUCACCAUUGUUGACCCGAACGACCAAUAUGGCAAAGUCAGCUUCAACGACGUUCAGGUUACCAUGUCGGCCUUUGUCCAGUUUUUGAACCAGAAUAUGGGUAUCCGGAUCCCUGGACUCACCAAUACUGCCGCUCAACUGAAAACCUGUCAGUUCCAGGAGGGUGACGAGUACAAAACCAUUAAGCAAGGAUUUGACCAGUUGAGGGCCCUUAAACCUAUGAUGGUGUUUGUAAUCCUGCCAGAUUCGAAGGAUCCCGCUGUGUACAGUGCAGUAAAGCGCAUUGCCGACAUCGACUUGGGUGUUCACACAGUCUGUAUGGUUCGCAAGAACCUCUUUAAAAACGGACCAGGUCAAAAUCCCCAAUACUACGCCAACGUCGGUCUCAAGGUGAACCUUAAGGGUGGCGGGAUCAAUCAUAAACUCAGCCAAGACAUCCCGGUGAGCAAAGGGGGCAAGGCUAUGUUUGUUGGCUGGGACGUAAUCCACCCUACAAACCUCGGUGUCGAUAAAGACUCUGGUCUUCCCAGUGUCGUCGGCCUCGUUUCGAGCAUCGACGAGCAUCUUGCCCAGUGGCCGGCUGUGGCUUGGGCCCAAAAGGGUGGUCAGGAGAUGGCAGACAACCGUCUUGAGGAGCGGUUCAGUUCGCGCCUUGUUCUUUGGCAAAAGCACAACCAGGGUCGACUGCCGGAACGAAUCAUCAUCUUCCGCGACGGAGUCUCCGAAGGCCAGUUUGCGACGGUAGAAAACACCGAACUUCCGCUUGUCCGCAAGGCGUGUGCCAAGGUUUACGGCAACAAGCCGAAGCCCAAGAUCACCAUCGUGGUUUCCGUAAAGCGGCAUCAAACCCGCUUCUACCCCACCGACGAGAAAGACAUGUCCCGUUCGAUGAACAACAAGUCCGGCACCGUCGUCGACCGCGGUGUCACCGUCGCUCGGUACUGGGACUUUUUCCUGCAGUCGCACGACGCGCUGAAGGGAACCGCCAGGCCUGCUCGGUACACCGUGAUCCACAACGAGAUCUUCCCUACCGUCAAGGGCGCCAACGCGGCCGACGAGCUCGAGAGGCUGACGCACAGCCUGUCAUUCCUGUUCGGUCGCGCCACCAAGGCCGUGUCGAUUUGUCCUCCAGCCUACUAUGCCGACAUUGUCUGCACACGCCACCGGGCACACCUCGGUGAGCUCUUCGACUCGGUCAUCUCGGGUGGUAGCGUCGUCAGCGGCCAGACGGGCACCAGCGCCUCAAGCAACAACGAGCAGCAGAUCCUGGCCAGGGCGGAUGCGCUGAAUGUUCACCGGAACCUGGUCGACAGCAUGUACUGGAUUUGAAGGAGGUCGGACUGGGGUAUUUGUGGUCAUUGAAAAAAAAAACCUCGGAAACUGGUUUUAUAAUAAAUAUAUGAGAAAAGGGUUAUAGUCUUGGUCGCUACAAAGGACUGGGGGCUAAGUGCUUUUUUGAGCGAGACUGCUACGAUUUCAUAUUUCAUUAUCUUUUGGUUGUCUUCUUAAUUUAACACGGGCGGGCUGAACUUUCCAUUGUACGGCAGGAUGUUUAUUUGUCUAGUGUCCUGUACUGAAUUGCUUAUUUACACUAAAAAAAAAAAAGAAAGAAAGAAAAAAAUGAACAAGAAG
Pyricularia grisea is the source of this 3450-nucleotide messenger RNA. RefSeq lists its product as uncharacterized. NCBI's taxonomy places the organism in Eukaryota, Fungi, Ascomycota, Sordariomycetes, Magnaporthales, Pyriculariaceae. Gene Ontology annotation, molecular function: RNA binding; protein binding. Bases 1 to 3147 code for a protein of 1048 amino acids. The transcript is spliced from 3 exons. The record is from RefSeq and is a predicted model, not a curated record.